UCUGGGGUAAAUGUCGGAGUGUUUGUGCGGAGUCACGGUCGGACUCUCCCCGGUAUUACAUAAGCUCAGUCCGGCCGAGUAGCUCCUCCCGGUUCUCCCGCCGCUUCGCCUCCGAACCGACGGACCAGGAGCCACAGAGAUGGGCGAGAAGCAGGAGAAAAGCCCCGAAGGAGUGAAGUACUUCAGGCUGUCAGAGAUCGAGGAGCAGAACUCCUUCAAGUCCACCUGGAUCAUCAUCCACAACAAGGUCUACGACGUCACCAAGUUCCUGGACGAGCAUCCCGGAGGCGAGGAGGUUCUGAGGGAGCAGGCGGGGGGCAACGCCACGGAGAGCUUCGAGGACGUCGGCCAUUCCACCGACGCCAGGGAGAUGGCCGCCAGCAUGGUGAUCGGAGAGCUGCACCCGGACGACCGACACAAGAUCGCCAAGCCUGUGGAAACGCUGGUUACCACGGCGAAGGAGGACGGCAGCUGGUGGUCCAAUCUGAUCAUCCCCACUCUGGCAGCCGGCAUCGUGACUCUGAUGUACCGCAUGUACACCACCGACAGCGAGUGACAUCAUCGUCUGAGCGCUGUGAUGUCAUCCAGCGUAGAGCGGCGGUUCUAGAGCGGACGACUGGCCGCUGUGGACCAACAGCAUCACAUUCCCUCAGUCUGAUCUAGGAUCCACGGCUCUAUGCUGCGCCGCCAUGGCAACUCUGAAUUAACCAGAAUUUAACCAACCAAUCACAUGACUCUAUGAUCCAAUGAAGUCCUUCCUGCCGGGCAUUUCCGAUCCAGAUGUUCAGCAGAACCUCAUGAUCUUGCACUGGAUGUAUAAUUAGUUUUUAUAUCUUCAUAACUGAAUGUGAACGAGUUCCUGUCAGUCAGCAGCUAAUGUUGGGUCCAAUCUGGGUCCAGUUUGGUUCUGGUGACAUCAGUCUGAUGGGUGUUUCUCUCCAGAACCGCCGUCCCGACUCGUUCUGCACUAAUAAAACUCUUAAACUGAUGAAA
Xiphophorus hellerii (green swordtail) is the source of this 993-nucleotide messenger RNA. RefSeq names its product cytochrome b5 type A (microsomal) (gene cyb5a). The transcript has 5 exons. The record is from RefSeq and is a predicted model, not a curated record. Lineage: Eukaryota; Metazoa; Chordata; Actinopteri; Cyprinodontiformes; Poeciliidae. Gene Ontology annotation, cellular component: membrane; intracellular membrane-bounded organelle. Gene Ontology annotation, molecular function: heme binding. The coding region runs from base 140 to 556 and encodes 138 amino acids.